AGAGCGAGGCAGCUGGUAGAGUUCUCACAGCGAGUGUUUCCGCACACCUACCCGGAAUAAAGAGCUGGCGAGCCGAAGACAGGGAACAACAGAGCGGCGCUGACGGGAACUAGACGACGAAAACAUUGUAUUUUUUUAUGUUAUUUUUUGCCACAUUCUGGUUUGGGUGUAUCCGUUUUUUUACGACCGUUAAUGCCUCGAUUGUGAAGCACUGAGAGGAGGGCUCGCUGCUGUUAACCUUUACAUUGGUUAAGCCGUAGAGGACUCUCGCUGGUCGCCGGAGGAAAAGAUGUGCGAUGGAAUGGUAGCGUUUCAGACGAGAGCCCUGUCCUCCUCUUCUUCCUCCUCCUCCUCCUCCUUCACCUCCUCCUCUCUAGCCCACAGGCUGGCUGCCUCCGCGCUUCUCCUCCUCUUCACCCUGCUCCCUCAUGGUCACGCAUCAGGUUGUGCACGGCCACCCGGCGUGCAGCACGGAGAACUGCUGAACCAGACCGAAGCUAACCGGGGCUCUUUUCCCCCGGGCACCCUCCUGACUUAUGGCUGUGGGCCUGGCUACACUGCAGAUGGACCCACCAGCAUCAUUUGUACCAGCUCUGGAGCCUGGUCCCAUCAACCUCCACGCUGCAUCAGAAGCAACGUGUGUUCGCCCCCCACUGAACCAGAGAACGGGGGCUACCGCUGUCACCCGUCUCCCUGCCACCGCCUCACGCAGAAGACCGUCAUCGAGUACUUCUGCGACGAGGGCUACGCUCUGAAGGGCGACUACAAGUUCCUCACCUGCCAGAACGGCGAGUGGGACGGUCCCAUGCAGAUAAGCUGCCGACUCACACAAGACAAGGAGCCAAGCUCUCCGCUGGGUAUACCAGCUCUGUCUAUUGUGGCAUCCACAGCUAGUUCUGUGGCACUCAUCCUGCUUUUAGUGGUGCUGUUUGUUCUUGUACAGCCCAAACUCAAGUCCUUCCAUCACAGCAGGAGGGAGCAGGGAGUGUCAGGCCAGCCCAGCUCCAUCAUGGUGGAGGGUGUCCAGGUGACGCUGCCCUCCUACGAAGAGGCUGUAUAUGGAAGCAGUGGACCCUGUGGUGCUUCCGGUCCUCCUCCGUCACCACCACCUCCGCCAGCUCCUCCAGAGUCUCGAGUCCCGAUCGUGCUCUCUGAGGGCCUUCCUCAGGGAGCCACAGGAGGCCAAGGCCCCAGCAGAACCCGCCACCACAGAGACUUAGACUUCUGUCUCCCAUCCACGUCCUCGUCAUCAUCCUUCUCCUCCCGCCGUCAUGCAGAGACGGUGCUGGUUCAUCAGGCCCCCUCUUCCUCUUCUUCAUCAUCAUGGGCUAUAGAGCACCCUGGGGGUGCAUGCGCAGGCCCCCUACCGCUCCGUAGAGACUCUGAGAGUAGCGACCAGCACAGUCUGCUUUCUGUCACCUCUACGGAUGAGUUUGCUGAUGAUAUUCCCCUGUUGAAGGAAGCAUGAAGCCUGCCAGCCUGCUAUCAGCAUCAGCAGCAGAGCCCCUCUUUCCCUAUCUCUCACUGCUGACCAGGACUGACUGUGACUGUCAACCUACUUCCCCCGACUCCCCUCAGCAGCCAGCAGAGAAAAGACUAGAACUACGCCCAUUCCCCACGCAACCUCUUCUGCCAUUACUAUCCAUGCAGAGCAAAGCCAACAACCAAUACUCACUGCAUCAUAAGCAAUGAUGGAGCACCACUGGAGCCAGCUGCCGGAACAAACUAAAGACAAGCCAGACACAAAGUGGUGCCAGCUCAACAUAAAUCCUGUAGAUCCUAUGUAUAUGAGUAAAACAUACCUACUGGUCUGUGUACUAUAGGCUAUGUAUUGCUAUACACUUGCCUCCUCCCAGGUGUAGUUCUCUAUAUUAACAUGGCUCACAGAGGCUUCAUCGGAGAAGGCUAUAGCAACACCUCGACUCUGUUUGGGAUUACUUCUGAUAAAAAAAAAAAAAAUAAACAACUUGUGAUGUUUGCUCCUGACGCUGUGGCGCUCGGAAUCAGAAUCGUCUUCCCGCUGUACUUGAAAAGUUGUGAGUGACGGCUGGGUUUUUUGCAGCCCGCUUUGUGAAUGCUGCAUGUUGUUAUUAGUUAUUGCUGUCCCAGCACGGUGGCCCACUCUGAAUGAAGCAUGAAGCCUCCUCUGUCUCUCUCUCUUACUCUCUCUCUCUCUCUCUCUCUCUCUCUCUCUCUCUCUCUCUCUCUCUCUCUCUCGCUAUCUGUGUAUCCGGGUGGCGUCUAGCAUAUGGAUUAGUGGGAUUGAGAACCACUUCACACGAGCUAAAAGCAGGGUGCAGCGUUUUACGAAGCACCGUAUCACAACUAUAAAAAGACCUGCUCCUUUCCCUUUUUCUGUUGCCAGCUGCACCCAGUAUCUGAAAGGUGCUCCUUCUGUUACAUCAGUGGGAUUUGAUCUGUGUUGUGGUUCCAGAAAUGUGCUAUACAUCUUACCUGUAUAAGGAGAGCGAGAUGUCACAUUUUGUGUCUGGAAGCUGAGGAGGGGGGUUGUCUUUCAACAUGGUGACUGGGCACAUAACUGAAUUUUAAGGUUUUAAUUUUUUCCCACACUGUAUUUAUUGUUUGGUGUGUGGCUUUGAGUUGCUGAAUCUGAGUGCAUGUGUGUCUGUGUGAGUGUGUGUGCGUCUUUGUGUGUCAGCUAGGCUGGAGAUGACAUAUCUUCAUGUGGUAGGCCUCCACACAGCCACUAUCACUGAUUUGCCUCUCUUCAGAUCAGAGACCGGCUUCACAAUGUCCCUCUCUUGCGCCAUAGGAAAAUAUCCCUCCCAGCACUGAAUAAGUCACAUGAACAAACCAGCGUCACUUCAGUCAACGAGUCCACUACACAAUGUGUGUAUUAUUCAUCUCCUCUCAAGCUAGAAUAUUUAUCAUUUUCUGCUGAAUGGCUGGAAAACACAAGUCUCCUUAGAGGAACUGGCUCUCGACCACCUUCACACUGUACCGAAGACUCUCCACUUUUGUGCAUUAUUGACCCAACUGCAACUGGUUGCAGUGAAAUGAUAAAGUUUUGUUAUAAAGCACCCAACCCCCGCCACACACACACACACACACACACACACACACACACUCCCCCUCCUAAAGCCAAGUGCAAAUUUAAAAGAGAAUCAUGUUAUUUUGUGAGAAAUCAUCCUCCGUUUUCAUUGCCACUUGAAAAGCUUUUGGUGGUUGAGCUGGUCACCCUGGAAACAGCAUGACUCCGAAGGAUCCUGAGAAUUACUUUUCAAGCUUAACUGCUCUGAAAAAAGAAAAGAAAAACAGAAUAACCCUAUUGGAUUUCUGUUCUCAGUUUUAUUUGGUAUCUGUGGCUGCCUGUCAUUGUCAACGGCUACAUUAUUAAUGCAAACAGAAUGUUGCCUUAGACUUGUACAUUUUCUUUUUUUUUUUUGGGAUGUAUAAUCUUAAGCCUCUGCGUUGGUUGCUUUACAGUAUUGCAACGUGUUCUGUUUUCCCAAUGGCCUUACUCUGUUCUUUUCUAUUCUAUGCAUAAAACUGUCUUUGUGUAUUUAUCAAUGAGUUUACUUUUGUUGUGGACACGACUAAACGAAUGUCCAUCCUUCUCUGUCCUCCCCUAGCUUUUCCAGCUACUGUGAUGAUGAUGAUGAUGAUGAUGAUGAUGACGAUGAUGAUGAACCUAUAAGCACCUAUAUUUCACUAUUCCUUUGCUUCUCUUUUGCUACAAGGCAUUAAAAUAUUAUGGGAUUGAAAAGAAAAAAAACCUGAAAAUGAAUUUUGCGUUCAGAAGCACUGUUGUACGGUGUUGCUUCCCUGAAAAAUAACAGGUUAAAAAAAGUACACAUCUUGAUUCUUAGUUUCAAUGCUUUCAGCUUUGGUUUUUUCCUCUGUACAUGGCAGUGGGUGUGAAGAUAGUAAUUUAAUAUUUGUAUAAAGUUUAAUUUAAUUUUACAGUGUGUAUAUAACUUUCUAAUUAAAGCUUUCUUUUGAAUGUGGAA
Molecule: messenger RNA, 3971 nt
Organism: Dicentrarchus labrax (European seabass)
Lineage: Eukaryota; Metazoa; Chordata; Actinopteri; Moronidae
Gene: susd6
Product: sushi domain containing 6
Exons: 7
Coding region: 290-1468 (392 amino acids)
Source: RefSeq, a predicted model, not a curated record